AUGCCAGCAUAUCAUUCCACAUUCUUAGCUGAAGAACAAAGUUCAGCAAAUCGAACAAUUGGGAAUUUAAUUUUAUUACCAUUCCAUACAAAAUUUCGUGGACCAUCAUUCCCACCUGAUCAAGAAUAUGAUAUUAUUGAAGAAAUUUUAGAUUUAUUUAGAGCUAAUUCAUUCUUUCGUAAUUUUGAAAUUAAGGGGAAUGCCGAUAGAUUAUUAAUAUAUGGAAUAUUAUAUGUUAAUCAAUGUUUAAGUAAAUUAAAUCCAAUUAUGAAUUCAAAAGAAGCUGUUCGUGUGUUGAAUAAUUUAAGUUUAGAUAAUUUUAGUUUACCUGGAGAAAUUGGAUUCCCAUUGAAUACUAUUUAUACUGGUCCAAGUAAUAAGAAUGAAAGUGAUUUAUUAAGAAGUUAUUUACAACAAUUUAGACAAGAAUUGGCUGAUAGAUUAAUUAAAAGAAUUUAUGAAAAUGAUAUUGAUGGUCCAAGUAAAUACUGGUUAGCUUUCACAAAGAGAAGAUUCAUGAAUACAAGUUUAUAG
Messenger RNA from Hemisphaericaspora subhashii, 534 nucleotides. It is a transcript of the gene ARC18, whose product is annotated as Arc18p. NCBI's taxonomy places the organism in Eukaryota, Fungi, Ascomycota, Pichiomycetes, Serinales, Debaryomycetaceae. Gene Ontology annotation, biological process: regulation of actin filament polymerization; Arp2/3 complex-mediated actin nucleation. The record is from RefSeq and is a predicted model, not a curated record. The transcript has a single exon. Gene Ontology annotation, cellular component: Arp2/3 protein complex; cytoskeleton. Bases 1 to 534 code for a protein of 177 amino acids. Gene Ontology annotation, molecular function: actin filament binding.